CCCAAAUUCCCGUCUCCUCUGUCUUCUUCAUCUUCAUCUUCAUCUGCCGGGAACAAUCUGAAUUCAUAGUCGGAAUCCUCAUCGCCGGCAACUCGCCGUUCGCCUGACUGCCUUUCUUCCUCUUCUUAUCCUUAUAUAUCCGGAAACCAUUUCUAUCUGAUUGGUGAUCGGUGUAUUGUCUCCUUUGCUUCUGCUCUUUUUUCUCCGGUCUCGUUCCGAUGAGGUUUCGAGAAGUAAGGAUUCGUCGAAUUCAGUUUUGGAGAAGUACAUCGAGUGGUGUUGUUGUGUUUUAGUGGCUCAAUUGAGUGAGCUUCUCUUUAUCAGAUAAUUGAGGCUAUUACUCAUGGCUCCGUCAAAAAAAUCCAAAAGUGUGAAUAAACGGUUUUCCUAUAUUCAGGAGGUUGGUUCCAAUAAAGAUGGAGACAAUACAAAGAAAAUGGGGCAGCGUGGGAAGAGGAAGCUGUCUGACAUGUUAGGGCCUCAAUGGACCAAGGAAGAACUUGGAUAUUUCUAUGAAGCAUACCGCAAGUAUGGGAAAGAUUGGAAGAAGGUAGCUGCUGUAGUCCAUAAUCGAUCUGUGGAAAUGGUAGAAGCACUUUACACUAUGAAUAGGGCUUACUUAUCUCUGCCUGAGGGCACUGCUUCUGUUGUUGGUCUUAUAGCUAUGAUGACUGAUCACUACUCUGUUCUGGAAGGAAGUGAUAGUGAACAAGAAAGCAAUGAAGGUGCAGAAGCAUCUCUAAGACCUCAAAAGCGUGGCAGGGGGAAAUUUCAAGAUCAUCCCUCCAAAGGUUCUGAUGGGUCAUAUCCAGAUCUUUUGCAAUUUCAUUCAGCUGCUUCAAGUUAUGGUUGCCUUCCAUUGUUGAAAAAGAAACGCUCUGGAAGUAGGCCUCGUGCUGUUGGAAAAAGGACUCCUCGUAUACCUGUAUCAUAUUCUUAUGAAAAAGAUAAAGGGGAAAGGUACAUUUCACCAAUUAGGCAAGGCUUUAGACUGAAGGUGGAUGCUGUUGAGGAUGAUUUUGCUCAUGAGAUAGCAUUGGCAUUGGCAAAAGCUUCACAAAGAGGUGGUUCUCCCCAAGUUUCUCGAACACCAAAUGGAAAGACAGAGACACCUUCACCUGUUGAGAAAGUUGAAAGGAUGCAUGCUGAAUCACAAUUGACUAGCGCCAAGCUUCAUGGUAGUGAAAUGGAUGAGGAUGGUUGUGAAUUAAGCUUAGGAAGCACAGAAGCUGAUAAUGGAGAUUACGCUGGGCUGAGAAACUAUGCAAUGGAUGUAGAAGCUGCCGGUACAGUUGAGGUUCAACAAAAAGGAAAGAGAUAUCUUGGAAGGAAGCAAGAAGUUGAGGAAAGUGUAAACAAGCAUGUUGAAGAAACAAAAGAAGCCUGCAGUGGGACAGAAGAAGGACAUAAAUUAGGAAAUCUCAAGGAAAAAUAUGAAGUGAAGGCUGCAGAUAUCAAAAUUUCUCGAGCUGCUUGUAGGGAUACUAGGAAGAGAAGCAAAAAAAUGCUGUUUGGACGAGAUGAAGAUACCUCCUUUGAUGCCCUGCAAACUCUUGCAGAUCUGUCCUUGAUGAUGCCUGAAACAACAGCUGACAAUGAGUCAUCUGUGCAUUUCAAAGAUGAAAAAGCUGUAGUUGAUAAGAUUAAUGUCAAAGGGAAGCAUUCUAUUGCUGGAGCUAAAGCCACUGCUGUGAAAACAUCUAAACAAGGAAUUCUAUUUGAUCAUGAUGUUAAAGCUGUUCCUGAAACUAAGGAAGAAACUCAUCGAAUCAAUGUUGGAAUGCGUAAAAGGAGACGAAAAGGUUCACUAUUUAAAAUUCCUGAAGACGAAACACAUUCUGGUUCUCAUUUGGCUGGAUCUCCAAAGGUUAAGGUUAUGGAUGAGGUGAAGAAGCUAGUUAGCAAAGGUAAACGAUCUCAUAGUGCUGCACACCCAAAACAGGGGAAAUUUGUUAGACCUCCAGAACGUGCUAACUUGAGUACUGAUCAAAGAAGGGAAAUGAAUGAGUCAGCUCCAUCAACCAUAGAGGUACCCAUAAAACAGGUCAACUUACCCACUAAAAUCAGGAGUAAGCGUAAGACGGAUGCACAGAAACUGGUGACAGAGAAGAAUAUAAAGUCUGAGGAUAUUUUGAAUGGAAAAUCUAAUGUUCCAAUUCCUUCACUCCGUGAAAAAUCAGUCAAUCUUAAGGAAAAGCUUUCCAACCUGUUAUCAUCAUAUCAAGCACGAAAAUGGUGUGGUUUUGAGUGGUUCUAUAGUGCAAUUGAUUUUCCAUGGUUUGCUAAAAGGGAGUUCGUGGAGUAUUUGGAUCAUGUUGGAUUGGCUCAUGUUCCAAGAUUAACUCGUGUGGAGUGGGGUGUCAUACGGAGUUCCCUAGGCAAACCAAGACGGUUUUCUAAGCAAUUUUUGAAGGAAGAAAGAGAGAAGCUUAAUCAAUACCGAGAAUCUGUUAGAAAUCACUAUGCAGAACUUCAUUCUGGUGUCAGGGAAGGACUUCCAACUGAUUUAGCCCAACCUUUAUCGGUUGGGCAACGUGUUUUUGCUGUUCACCCAGAAACCAGAGAGAUUCAUGAUGGUUGUGUGCUAACUGUUGAUCAUAGUAGUUACAGGAUUCAGUUUGACCGACCUGAAUUAAGGGUGGAAUUGGUCAUGGAUACUGAUUGCAUGCCAUUAAAUCCACUGGAAAAUAUGCCAGCAUCUCUUGCAAGGCAAAAUGUUGCUUUCAGUAAAUUUAUUGAAAACUUCAAUGAGCUCAAAGUGAAUGGGAUAGGAAAAGACAGGAAGGUAGAAGAGAAUAUCAAAUUUUCUCUCUAUCAGAACCUGGAAAGCACCAAUAGUCCCUCUCAUAUAUCCCCAUCAACUAAUCAUGUCAGCAAGCUAUCACAGCAAGCAAAGGUUGAUUCACUAAGUCCUAAUUUACAGCCUAAAGUUGGGUCUGGUGAAACUGCUUAUACUCAACAAGUGGCAAAUUUUCAGCCUUCUGUUCUGGUUCAGACGCAGGCAAGGGAAGCAGAUGUUCAAGCGCUUUCUGAAUUGACUCGCGCUCUUGAUAAAAAGGAGGCUGUGGUGUCUGAACUUCAGCGCAUGAAUGAUGAGGUAUUGGAAAACCAAAAGGGUGGAAACAACUGUCUCAAGGAUUCAGAUUCUUUUAAGAAGCAAUAUGCUGCUGUCCUCUUACAGUUAAAUGAAAUCAAUGAGCAGGUUUCUUCUGCCCUGUUAUGCUUGAGGCAGCGUAACACUUAUCACAGGAGCUCCUCACAUUUGUGGUUGAAGCAUUUGGCUAAUAUUGAUGAGCGUGGUGGUCACUUGGGCUCCUUCAAUCAUCCUGCAUAUCACACUCAAGAGCCUGUAUCCCAUGUAGCUGAAAUUGUUGAAAGUUCAAGAACAAAAGCCAAGUCAAUGGUUUAUGCAGCAAUUCAGGCAAUUUCAUCCUUACGAAAAGCGGGGAAAUGCAUUGAGAUGAUUGAGGAUGCUAUAGAUUUUGUAAAUAAUCAGAUUCCAGUGGAUUCAAGCAUAGCUGCAGUAGGAUCUUCAGUUAAUAGUACUCUGGCUUCUCAGGGUCAUCUUACUGUACGUGCAUCAAAUCCCUUGGAAACUAGCCAAGCACCUGAUAUUAAGUUGGAUGAAUUGUCUGACCAAGAUGAAGCACAAAUUCCUUCAGAUCUUAUUGCACGUUGCGUGGCUACCUUGCUCAUGAUUCAGAAAUGUACAGAAAGGCAGUUCCCGCCUGGUGACGUUGCCCAGGUACUCGAUUCUGCAGUUACCAGUUUGCAGCCAUGUUGUUCACAAAACCUUCCAAUUUAUGCAGAGAUACAAAAAUGUAUCGGAAUUAUAAGGAACCAGAUACUCGCUCUGGUACCUAUAUAAGCCUUCUUUUUUCAUUCCUCAAAUUUUUGUAAAAUCUGAAAAGCUUCCACGGCCCUGAGUCUUGGAAUUGUUUUCCCUCAAUUGUAAAAUAAUGAUACCAUUGUCAUUGUCAUUAUAUGCUCUUUUUCUUAGUUUAUAGUAAGCCAAUAUGUUCUGCUUUCGGUUAUGGUGCUAGUUAUGUGCUGAAAUAAUGCCUCAUCCUCCCU
Messenger RNA from Rubroshorea leprosula, 4074 nucleotides. Lineage: Eukaryota; Viridiplantae; Streptophyta; Magnoliopsida; Malvales; Dipterocarpaceae. The record is from the annotation of a GenBank genome assembly.